CUAACGGGAGUCUAGAUGCUAUCAGGACAAUACACUAUAUAGGAUUCUUAGGUAAUUAACAUAAUCCACAGUUUGAGUCUUUGAGAGAUGGCUACUAGCAAUCCUGCGACCAAGCUUGAGGGAAGAUACUACGCUCUCGCUGUUUGUUGGCUUCUUGGAAAUGGAUGCCUUUUAGCAUGGAGCAGUAUGCUCACAAUAGUGGAUUAUUACGCUUAUUUGUUCCCUAGAUACCAUCCAUCGAGAAUCCUUACCCUAAUAUAUCAGUCAUUUGCCAUCGGAGCACUCACUGUUCUUACUUACAAAGAGGCAAAACUCAAUACCAGACUCCGAAAUUUGUUUGGAUAUAGUCUAUUUUUUUCCUUAGUUCUCUUGCUGUUCUAGUGGUGAUUAGAUUUAGCUACUUCGGGAAGAGGAGGGAUUGGAUCUUUCCUUGGAGUCUGUGUAAUUAGUGCCACAUUUGGUCUCGCAGAUGCUAAUGUUCAAGGUGGAAUGACUGGAGACCUUUCUUUGAUGAGACCAGAGUUUGUUCAGUCGUUUCUAGGUGGCCUAGCUGCCUCAGGAGCAUUAACAUCUGGGCUGAGGCUGAUCACAAAAGCGGCAUUCAAAAACUCGAGGGAUGGUCUACGUAAGGGAGCUACUUUAUUCUUUGCGAUAUCUGCAUUAUUUGAGUUGCUUUGCGUCCUUUUGUAUGCAUACGUGUUUCCAAAGCUACCAAUUGUGAAGUACUACCGAGCACGAGCUGCCGCUCAAGGAUCUAAAACUGUAUCGGCCGAUCUUGCUGCUGGAGGCAUCCAAGGCUUACCAGUGACACAUGCCGAGGAAGUCCCAACUUCAAAUCAGCGGUUAAGCAACAAACAGUUGUUGUAUAAGAACUUAGAUUACGCAGUUAACUUGUUCUUGGUGUAUCUACUGACGCUUAGCAUUUUCCCUGGAUUUCUAUCGGAGGACACAGGAAAACACAGUUUAAGAGAUUGGUAUGCAUUAGUCCUGAUAGCAAUGUUCAACGUGUGGGAUUUGGUGGGGAGAUACAUUCCAGUGGUCGAGAGUUUGAAGAUGGAAUCGCGGAAAGGUCUCACUAUAGCAGCAUUGGGACGUUUCUUGUUUAUUCCUGCUUUCUAUUUCGCAGCCAAAUAUGGCAAUCAGGGAUGGAUGAUUUUCUUGACAUCGUUUUUGGGAUUAAGCAAUGGAUAUAUGACUGUUUGUAUCCUAACAUCGGCACCAAAGGGUUACAUGGCACCGGAACAAAAUGCACUAGGAAACUUGUUGGUGCUAUUUUUGUCUGGAGGGAUGUUUGCAGGAGUUACUUCUGACUGGCUUUGGCUUAUUGGUAAAGGUUGGUAAGUGGCCAUAGUUUGAGGCAAUCUUUCCCAUCAAGACGGGAAUCGGUUUCUCCUAUGUAUAUACUCAAAGCCUUAGAUUCAAUAGGAAAGCAUUGAGUUUGAGAAUUGUUUUUCCUGAAAAACUAAUGCAAUACAUCAGAAUUGAUAUCAUAUGUUUUAUUUUAACAUAUACUUAUUUGUUUGCA
Eutrema salsugineum is the source of this 1525-nucleotide messenger RNA. RefSeq names its product equilibrative nucleotide transporter 2. Gene Ontology annotation, molecular function: nucleoside transmembrane transporter activity. Gene Ontology annotation, cellular component: plasma membrane. NCBI's taxonomy places the organism in Eukaryota, Viridiplantae, Streptophyta, Magnoliopsida, Brassicales, Brassicaceae. The transcript has 10 exons. Gene Ontology annotation, biological process: nucleoside transmembrane transport. The record is from RefSeq and is a predicted model, not a curated record.